AUGGCAUCAAUUGAGCCCUACACUAUCUCCGUCCCUGAGGAACAGCGCCAACAACUUACCCAAAAGCUUGAAGCCACAACCUUCCCUGACGAGCUCGACCAAGCGGGCUGGGACUACGGCGCCCCCUUGGCUGACGUGAAACGAUUGGUCAAAUACUGGCGAGAAAAGUUUGAUUGGAGGAAGCAAGAAGCUAAGCUCAAUGAACUCCCAAAUUUCAAGACUGCAAUUCAAGUCGACGGCUUCGAAAGUUUGGAUAUACACUUCGUGUAUCAGAAGAGCGAUGUAGAGGGAGCAAUCCCUCUGCUCUUUUCCCAUGGCUGGCCCGGCAGCUUCAUCGAAGUCACCAAGAUCCUCCCUCUACUUGCCAAUGGCGGUAAGGAGGCCCCGGCCUUCCACAUCGUGGCUCCCUCUCUUCCCAACUACGGCUUUUCCUCUGGCACGAAGAAGAAAGGCUUCGGCCUACCUCAAUACGCUGAGACAUGCCACAAGCUUAUGCUCAAGCUUGGGUACGAUAAAUAUGUCACACAGGGUGGCGACUGGGGCUGCAUGAUAACCCGCAUAAUGGGCCUCCUCUACCCCCAACACGUCAUGGCUUCUCACAUAAACAUGGUCCGUGGCCACGCUCCAGAAUUCCUCUCCCAUCCCAUUCUUGCUACCCAACAUGCCCUUGCGCCCUAUACUCAACGCGAAAAAGAUGGACAUGCCCGCAGCAAGUGGUUCUUAGAAGAAGGCAGCGGCUACCGCCUGGAGCAGAGCACAAAACCACAAACACUAGGAUAUGCACUCGCAGACACUCCAGUCGGAUUGCUGGCAUGGAUAUAUGAGAAGCUGCAUGACUGGACGGAUAGCUAUCCCUGGACCGAAGAUGAGAUACUGACUUGGGUAUCCAUCUACUGGUUCAGCACCGCUGGUGUCGCUGCCAACCUGAGAAUCUAUUACGAAGCAAUGCAUGACACGCAAUUUGGCCGGGAGAGGACGGAAAAAUGGAUAGCGCAUGUAAAACUCGGUCUGGCACACUUUCCAAAAGAACUCACGGUGGUGCCGAAGUCGUGGGGACGAACCAUGGGGCCAGUUGUGUAUGAGAGCCAAAACGAGAGCGGCGGACACUUCCCAGCAUGGGAGAAGCCAGAGGCGAUUGCGAGGGAUCUACAUGAGAUGUUUGGGAAGGGAGGAGGCGCUUAUGGUGUUGUGGAGGGGAAGGUAGGGUAUCUGAGUCCUAGGACUGCGAAGCUUUAA
Molecule: messenger RNA, 1236 nt
Organism: Letharia columbiana
Lineage: Eukaryota; Fungi; Ascomycota; Lecanoromycetes; Lecanorales; Parmeliaceae
Exons: 3
Coding region: 1-1236 (411 amino acids)
Biological process (GO): epoxide metabolic process
Molecular function (GO): epoxide hydrolase activity
Source: RefSeq, a predicted model, not a curated record